CUUUCGGCAUUAUUAGCACCUUUCUACAUUCCAUCUCCGAUUCAGGAACAUAAUAAUAGUUUCCCUCUCUGAUCUCCACCAUGGCAGAUCCAAAGAACAACCAAAAAAGCGACGAUUCAGCUACCAUUUCAGUACAAGAAACAACAGCAAAGUACAAUAACAGCAAUAACAAUAAGCUUCCGAAUUUUCUUCUAUCAGUGAGGCUCAAGUACGUGAAGCUCGGUUACCACUACGUAAUCUCCAACGCCAUGUACCUCUUACUGGUGCCGCUUCUCGGCGUAGCCUCAGCUCAAUUGUCUACAAUUUCAAUCCAUGACGUUCUUCAACUGUGGGAAAAUCUCAAGUUCAAUCUUGUCUCAGUUACAGUCUGUUCUUCUCUCAUGGUGUUCCUCGCCACGCUCUACUUCAUGAGCAGGCCAAGGGGCGUUUACUUAAUGGACUUUUCGUGCUACAAGCCGGACCAAGAUUGCACUUGCACAAGGGAGAUCUUCAUGGAGCGCUCCAAUUUGACGGGAGUGUUCUCCGAUGAAAACUUAGCGUUCCAAAAGAAGAUUCUGGAACGGUCUGGCUUGGGGCAAAAGACGUAUUUGCCCCCAGCCAUACUGCAGGUUCCCCCCAACCCGUGUAUGGCUGAAGCCAGGAAGGAAGCCGAGGAGGUGAUGUUUGGUGCUAUUGACCAGCUUCUUGACAAGACUGGUGUGAAGGCCAAGGAUAUUGGGAUUUUGGUUGUCAAUUGUAGUUUGUUCAAUCCAACUCCUUCGCUUUCUGCCAUGAUUGUCAACCAUUACAAGUUGAGGGGGAAUAUUCUAAGUUACAAUCUUGGCGGUAUGGGAUGCAGUGCUGGACUUAUAUCCAUUGAUCUUGCCAAGCAGCUCCUUCAGGUACACCCAAACUCGUAUGCCUUGGUAGUGAGCAUGGAGAACAUCACACUAAAUUGGUAUUUCGGCAACAACCGUUCAAUGCUGGUCUCAAAUUGUCUCUUCAGAAUGGGAGGUGCAGCAAUCCUGCUGUCCAACAAGGCAUCGGACAAGAGAAGGGCAAAGUAUCAACUCGUACACACCGUAAGGACUCACAAAGGCGCCGACGACAAGUCCUACGGCUGCGUCUUCCAAGAAGAAGACGAGAAGAAAACAAUCGGUGUUUCCCUCUCGAAGGACCUUAUGGCGGUGGCCGGUGAAGCCCUCAAGACCAACAUUACAACACUAGGUCCCUUAGUCCUUCCCAUGUCGGAGCAGCUACUCUUCUUCGCAACGUUGGUUGCGAGGAAGGUGCUGAAAAUGAAGAUAAAGCCAUACAUCCCCGAUUUCAAGCUCGCUUUCGAUCAUUUUUGUAUCCAUGCAGGGGGUAGAGCUGUGUUGGAUGAGCUGGAGAAGAACCUCGAUCUAACUGACUGGCACAUGGAGCCUUCUAGAAUGACGCUUUAUCGCUUCGGCAACACUUCGAGUAGUUCGUUGUGGUAUGAAUUGGCAUACACUGAAGCAAAAGGGAGGAUCAAGAAAGGUGAUAGGACAUGGCAAAUUGCGUUUGGUUCUGGAUUCAAGUGCAAUAGCGCCGUCUGGCGCGCAUUGAGGACCGUUGAUCCUGCUAAGGAGAAGAAUCCUUGGAUGGAUGAGAUUCAUGACUUCCCUGUCCAAGUCCCUAAAGUGGCAACAAUAAAUUCAAAUUGAAAUUAUUGAUUUUUUUUUGGGAGGGUGACUAAAAUGCGAGGAAUUUGUUAUUAUAAGGUUUUAUUUUCAUAAUAUAGUUUUCUUUUAUCUAUUUUUUAUAAUGUUUAGGAAGUGUGCAUGAUGAAUAGGAUUGGAAGAG
This is a messenger RNA of Arachis ipaensis, 1806 nucleotides long. Its product is annotated as 3-ketoacyl-CoA synthase 11. Gene Ontology annotation, cellular component: membrane. The record is from RefSeq and is a predicted model, not a curated record. Gene Ontology annotation, biological process: fatty acid biosynthetic process. Gene Ontology annotation, molecular function: acyltransferase activity, transferring groups other than amino-acyl groups. Lineage: Eukaryota; Viridiplantae; Streptophyta; Magnoliopsida; Fabales; Fabaceae.